AUGCCGGACCAGAUCUCCGUGUCGGAAUUCGUGGCCGAGACCCAUGAGGACUACAAGGCGCCCACGGCCUCGAGCUUCACCACGCGCACGGCGCAGUGCCGGAACACCGUGGCGGCCAUCGAGGAGGCCUUGGACGUGGACCGGAUGGUUCUCUACAAAAUGAAGAAAUCUGUGAAAGCAAUAAAUAUCUCCGGGCUGGCGCAUGUGGAAAACGAGGAGCAGUACACACAGGCGCUGGAGAAGUUCGGGGGCAACUGCGUGUGCAGAGAUGACCCGGACCUGGGGAGCGCAUUCCUGAAGUUCUCAGUGUUUACAAAGGAGCUGACGGCGCUGUUCAAAAACCUGAUUCAGAACAUGAACAACAUAAUCUCCUUCCCUCUGGACAGUUUGCUGAAGGGGGACCUGAAAGGAGUGAAAGGGGAUUUGAAGAAGCCUUUUGAUAAAGCUUGGAAGGACUAUGAAACAAAAAUAACCAAGAUAGAAAAGGAGAAGAAGGAACAUGCCAAACUCCAUGGGAUGAUCCGCACGGAGAUCAGCGGGGCUGAGAUUGCGGAGGAGAUGGAGAAGGAGCGGCGCUACUUCCAGCUGCAGAUGUGCGAGUAUCUGCUGAAGGUCAAUGAAAUUAAGAUUAAAAAGGGAGUGGAUUUACUUCAGAAUCUGAUCAAGUAUUUUCAUGCUCAAUGCAAUUUUUUCCAGGAUGGACUGAAAGCAGUUGAAAGCCUCAAACCUUCCAUUGAAACACUUUCCACAGACCUUCACACAAUCAAACAGGCCCAGGACGAAGAGAGAAGGCAGUUGAUACAGCUCCGAGAUAUUCUGAAAUCGGCAUUACAGGUUGAACAGAAAGAGGAUUUGCAAAUGCGCCAGAGCACGGCCUAUAGUUUACACCAGCCUCAGGGGAACAAGGAGCACGGCACGGAGCGCACCGGCAACCUCUACAAGAAGAGCGACGGGAUCCGAAAAGUGUGGCAGAAAAGGAAGUGUUCGGUGAAAAACGGCUUUCUGACCAUUUCCCACGGCACCGCUAACCGGCCUCCCGCAAAGCUUAACCUGUUAACCUGCCAAGUGAAAACCAACCCCGAGGAGAAGAAGUGUUUUGACCUAAUUUCACAUGACAGGACGUACCACUUUCAAGCCGAGGAUGAACAGGAGUGUCAAAUAUGGAUGUCUGUGCUGCAAAACAGCAAAGAAGAAGCUCUAAAUAACGCAUUUAAGGGAGAUGACAACACAGGGGAAAAUAACAUCGUCCAGGAGCUGACGAAGGAGAUCAUCUCGGAGGUCCAGGGCAUGACGGGCAACGACGUGUGCUGUGACUGCGGGGCGCCAGAUCCUACGUGGCUCUCCACCAACCUCGGCGUUCUCACCUGCAUCGAAUGUUCCGGGAUCCACAGGGAGCUGGGCGUUCACUACUCCAGGAUGCAGUCCCUGACGCUAGACGUGUUAGGAACGUCCGAACUGCUGCUUGCCAAGAAUAUCGGGAACGCAGGCUUCAAUGAAAUCAUGGAGUGCUGUCUCCCCACUGAGGACUCGGUCAAACCCAACCCGGGCAGCGACAUGAAUGCAAGAAAGGACUACAUCACUGCCAAGUACAUUGAGAGGAAAUACGCACGGAAAAAACACGCGGAUAAUGUGGCCAAACUUCACAGUCUUUGUGAAGCUGUGAAAACAAGAGACAUUUUUGGAUUACUUCAAGCAUACGCCGACGGUGUGGAUCUUACAGAAAAAAUCCCACUGGCCAAUGGACAUGAGCCGGAUGAGACUGCCCUCCAUCUUGCCGUCAGGUCCGUGGACCGGACUUCUCUCCACAUUGUAGACUUCUUAGUUCAGAACAGCGGGAACCUGGACAAACAGACGGGGAAGGGCAGCACGGCCCUGCACUACUGCUGCCUGACCGACGGCGCUGAGUGCCUGAAGCUGCUGCUGCGGGGCAAGGCCUCCAUCGGCAUCGCUAACGAGUCAGGAGAGACACCACUGGACAUUGCCAAGCGACUCAGGCACGAGCGCUGCGAGGAGCUGCUGAACCAGGCCUUGUCUGGAAGGUUUAAUUCCCACGUUCACGUGGAAUAUGAAUGGCGACUGCUCCAUGAAGACCUGGAUGAAAGCGACGACGACAUGGACGAGAAGUUGCAGCCCAGCCCCAGUCGGCGAGAAGACCGGCCUGUCAGCUUCUACCAGCUGGGCCCCAGCCAGCUGCCGUCCAGCGCUGCAGCUCUGGCGAGAGACGCCGGCAGCCUGGCCAAGGACAAGCAGAGAGGCUUCGUGCCCAGCCUCCUGCAGAACGAGACAUACGGUGCCAUCCUGAGUGGCAGCCCGCCGCCCACCCAGCCUGUGGCCCCCGGCUCGGCCAGCGCCCCCCCGCUCCCCCCACGGAACGUCGCCAAAGCUCAGCCAGCCUCCUCCGCUAACGCCCCGUGGAAGACAAACUCUGUAAGCGUGGACAGUAUAAGCCGGCAGCGAUCUUCGUCAGAUCCGCCCACUGUCCAUCCACCGCUGCCCCCUCUCCGCGUGACAUCUACCAACCCCCUGGCUCCCACGCCACCCCCUCCGGUGGCCAAAACGCCCAGUGUGAUCGAAUCCUUGAGCCAGCAGAGCAAGCCGGCCCAGCCCGGACUCCCACCCAGCAAAGCCCCGCCACCCUUGCCGCCCCAGCCGCCCAGCCGCCUCCCCCAGAAGAGGCCUGCUCCCGGGCCUGACAAGUCAAGCCCACUGAUUAACAAAGGCCAGCCGAGAGGACCUGUGGACCUCUCUGGAACAGAAGCUCUGGGUCCUCUGUCCAAUGCCAUGGUCAUGCAGCCCCCUGCGCCCAUGCCCAGGAAGUCCCAGACGACCAAGCUGAAGCCCAAGCGGGUCAAAGCCUUGUACAACUGCGUGGCCGACAACCCCGACGAGCUGACGUUCUCCGAGGGGGACGUGAUCAUCGUGGACGGCGAGGAGGACCAGGAGUGGUGGAUCGGCCACAUUGACGGAGAUCCGAGUCGCAAGGGAGCUUUUCCGGUGUCUUUUGUGCACUUUAUUGCUGACUGA
Rangifer tarandus platyrhynchus (Svalbard reindeer) is the source of this 3024-nucleotide messenger RNA. NCBI's taxonomy places the organism in Eukaryota, Metazoa, Chordata, Mammalia, Artiodactyla, Cervidae. The record is from the annotation of a GenBank genome assembly.